Messenger RNA from Dermacentor silvarum, 1301 nucleotides. Its product is annotated as neprilysin-1-like. The transcript is spliced from 4 exons. Gene Ontology annotation, cellular component: plasma membrane. Lineage: Eukaryota; Metazoa; Arthropoda; Arachnida; Ixodida; Ixodidae. The coding region runs from base 107 to 967 and encodes 286 amino acids. Gene Ontology annotation, biological process: protein processing. The record is from RefSeq and is a predicted model, not a curated record. Gene Ontology annotation, molecular function: metalloendopeptidase activity.
GGCCUGAGGCAAUGGUGACGCGGUUGGACUCGGCCAAUGGAAGGCACACAAAUCGUCUCUACCCUGUCUUUACUACAGAUCCAGCAAACAGUUCUUGCCCCGAAGGAUGCGGUCUACGGCUGCGAACAUGACACUAGGCGUGCGAACUGCCUUUCGUCGUCGUCUAGAGCGGUGGAAGUUCUACAACGACAGCGUCACCGUCGUUCAAGUCUGGAAUUCCACCGCCGUGGCGCUCAAGUACUUCACUGGCGCAAGCAACCAGUCCGUCCAGUCGGACGGUGACAUACGGCAUCAUCUCAGCAAAGGAAAGUUGGACAUGGGUGACUCCCUGGUGGCCAAUUGGUACUUGGCAGUCCGGUUGUCUUUCCACGAACCAACAUCGCUUCGCUUGUCCGAGGACAUCGAGAAUUUAAACAUGUACACACUAGUUCAAAGUGGAGAACAGUCGCCGGACUUCUCCCUGCUGCCGUACGCGUUCGCCUUCCCAUACUUCGAAGAGGGGGCAACGCGUGCUCUCAACUACGCCGGCGUGGCCAGCUACAUGGCGGAGGCGCUGAGCCUGCUCUUCCUCGACGCCUACGACAACGAAGCCGAGAGCGCAGCCGCACUCACGGAACACUUCGAGUGCAUGGAGGGCGACGUGCCGGACGUGCUCGGCCGGAAGAACUGGGCUCGCCGCAUGGAGCCCGUCUCCCUGCAGGUGGCGCUGGACGCCUACCACUCGGCGGGCGGCGCGGACACCGCGGCCGGCGACCAUCGGCUGGAGGGCCUCGAGUUCCUCUCGCAAGAACAGCUGUUCUUCGCGGCCGCAUGCUUCACCCGUUGUGCCGGCAGCGGCACUUCCUCGGCACGCAGCGGUCAAGCACGAUGCGACGCCGCCUUUAGACACGUCGACGAUUUCGCCGCCGCGUUCGGCUGCCCCGAAGGGUCGCCACUCAAUCCGCCGACGAGAUGCCACAUCCUCUGAACGAGAGGCUCGGACGCAUCUUUUAUUUUAUUCGUUAUUAGUGGUGUUUCUUCUUUUUCUGCUUUUUGUUGCGAAUGUUGUUGGCACGGUGCGCCACCUUUCGUGAGGAUCGAGGACACGAACUUCUUGUGCAUACAAAACCCGUAUAAUUUCGUAAAAUUUCAUAACGCGCAUAUUCAAUAUGACUUUCUAUCAUACCACGCUUUAUGACGUCCUCAGUCUUUUCACGUAUUACGCUUCCAACCGCGUCGGUCACUACGAUAAGGUACGAAUUGAUACAAGCAGAGCGUAGUUCGAGUUCUUCGUGCUUCUUGUUUUCUAGGAACGUAACCAC